AGUCAGGCAGGAGGACCGCAGUCCCGACGGCACUUUAGGAGGCUCCAAGCGGGAUAACACUGCGUCCAACACGGGGAGAACCAGCCGGGAGAAUCCGACAUGAGUUGGGGAACGGAGCUCUGGGACCAGUUUGAUAAUCUGGACAAACACACUCAGUGGGGGAUUGAUUUUCUGGAGCGCUAUUCAAAGUUUGUCAAGGAAAGGCUGGACAUUGAGCAAAGCUAUGCCAAGCAACUACGGGGCUUGGUGAAGAAAUAUUGCCCGAAACGCUCCAAGGAGGAGGAGCCGAGGUUCACAUCAUGUGUGUCGUUCUACUCCAUACUGAAUGAACUCAACGACUAUGCCGGUCAGAGGGAGGUGGUGGCGGAGGAGAUUGCUCACAAGGUGUACGGAGAGCUGAUGACUUACAGUCAGGACCUCAAAGCUGAGAGGAAGCAUCAUCUUCAGGAGGGCAGGAAGGCCCAGCAGUAUUUGGAUCAUAGCUGGAAACAGAUGGACAACAGUAAAAAGAAGUUUGAGAGGGAGUGUAAAGAAGCAGAGAAAUGCCAGCUGACCUUCGACCGGUUAGAUAAUGACAUCAACGCCACCAAGUCAGAAGUGGAGAAGUCCAAAGCCCAGUUAUACCUGCGGACUCACAUGGCCGAUGAGAGUAAGAACGAAUACGCCGCUCAGCUACAGAACUUCAACGGAGAGCAGUGGAAACAUUUCAACAACGCCAUUCCGCACAUCUUCAAGAAUCUGCAGGACAUGGAUGAACGUCGGACGGUGAAGCUGGGCGAGACGUACCGGAGCUUCGCUGAGGCGGAGCGGAGAGUCAUUCCCAUCGUCUCCAAAUGUCUAGAAGGAAUGGUGUCUGCUGCCAAAGCUGUCAAUGAACGAAAGGAUUCGGUCAUUGUCGUGGAGUCAUUCAAGUCCGGCUUCGACCCUCCAGGCGACUUCCCCUUCGAGGACUUCAGCCAGAAUCUGAGCAGGUCGGGUUCAGACGGGACCAUCAGCAACACGCCCAAAGGAGAACGAGACAAAGACGGGGGGCCGCCGCCGAGAUCAGACCCCAAACAUCCUAUGAGCAGAACCAAGAACAAGCUGUGGCUGUUUGGGAAGAAACCAAAGGCUCCGUCUCUGGAGGAUUUCAGUCACCUCCCCCCCGAGCAGAGGAGGAAGAGGCUGCAGCAGAAGAUCGACGAGCUCAACAGAGAGCUCCAGAAAGAGCAGGAUGCGAGAGAUGCCCUGAACAAGAUGAAGGACGUGUACGAGAAGAACCCACAGAUGGGAGACCCCGUCAGUCUGCAACCCAAAAUAUCAGAGACCAUUUGUAACAUGGAGAAACUGCGCUCGGAACUCCACAAAAACGAGACUUGGUUAUCUGAGGUGGAGGGAAAGCACAGCUCCAGAGGAGACAGGAGACACAGCGCCGACAAUCACCAUCAAACCCCCCAAGGCAGAGAAAGCCCUGAGGGCAGCUACACAGACGACACCAGUCAGGAGCAUCACACGCCUCACCCCCGCCGCCCGAGUCCCAGUCCUUCAAAGCCCGUCAACCCCAACCCGGACCCUCACGAGUUCGACGAUGAAUUCGAUGACGACGACCCGCUGCCUGUCAUCGGACACUGCAAAGCGCUGUACUCUUUCGGCGGUCAGAACGAGGGGACGCUGGUGAUGGCAGAAGAUGAGGUGUUGUACAUCAUCGAGGAGGACAAGGGCGACGGCUGGACGCGGGUCAGGAAGCAGAGCGGCGAGGAGGGCUACGUCCCCACCUCCUACGUAGAAAUCACCAUGGAGAAGAACAGCAAAGGUGCUGUCACCUACAUCUGACUCCACACUGUCCUCCGCCCUCCGCUCCAUCCCUCUGUCAUUCUCUCCAUCUCCGCUUUCUCCUCCCUCCACAUAACACUACAAAGGAAAAAAAGACAGCAUCUAAACACCUACAUGGACAUUCAUCUCUUUCUUUUGUCCUGGUUUCCAUCCCACCUCUUCAUCCCUCUGUCUCUUUAUACGUCUGUCCUCUCGUGUGCGUGGGACAGUUUCAGAAGGUGAGCGUGUGAGCACGGAGACAAAUGGAAGAAGCUGCUUGACGGUGUUUGUUUGUGUGUUACCGAUGUCUCCACUGCUGGAGUGAGCCCCGUGUCGAGGCUUCACCACUUCCUGUCGAUCAAAGUGUUUCAGAUUGUUUAAUGUAAUAUAUUAGAGACUAUUUUUUAUUUUUAUCCUAUCUUUUUAAUUGUUCUUUCUGAAACUCACUGAUUUUAAGCUCAUUUAAGUGUCGACAUAAUUUGAAAUUAACGUGUGUGAGUGUGUGUGUGUGUGUGUGUGUUCAUGCAUUUGUGUUUUGUUUUUCAUCAGUGCCAUCCCUCUUAAGGUGGUAUUACACUAACAGAGGUCUGUCUGGUUUCAGCCUCAGGGUUUUUUCUUUUCUUCAGUGCAGUUUUCUUACAAACUGUAGAAAGAAAAGUUUUGAACUGGUCGUUGACAAAAGUCUUUUGAGAUUAAUUCCGAGAAGAGUUGAAAACACUAAAACCAACAAUGUUUUUUCUCAUUUCUUUUCAAUGAGGAAAACCCAUCUUUCAUGUAUCCGCCUCUUAAACGACUGUAAUUUGCAUCAGAUCUGAAGUCGUCUUGUGACCCACAAUCACAGACUCGAGUCUCUGAGUAAACAGUUGACGUAAAGAGACGUUUCUUUUCCCCUCUGACUCAACGAUUCACAAGGAAAAUGGAGAAACGAGGGAAAAGAUAGAAAUGUUUUCUAUCCCCCACAAAUCACCCGGUUGACCUCUUAGAUUAUUUUGGGAUUCUGAGCGAUCCAAACAAAAUAAACUCCCCGGUUGGAAACUGCUCUCGUGAGUAUUUACAGCAGCAGGCUGGUUUUCGUAGGAUUAAAUAAAUCUAAAGUGCUGAUGAAGAAACCGUGAAAUGCUGCGGUGAAUUUAAUGUUUGGUUAGAAUAUGAUACUAAUACUACAUUGUUGGUUUUGGUCUUUUCAUGGGAGUUGAUCCGCCCACUUCUUCUAUUCUCCUGUGAAAUCAUACCCAGCCGUUCAAAGCCUAAGGAAAUGAUUCUAGUUCUUAGACUUUUUACAGGAUUGUUUUAAUUCAAUAUUUCACUUUUAUGUAAUUCUGGUUAUUCUUGGCCAUUGUUUGAGUCACUGAUUAAAGAAACAGCUCUGACACUUUUCUUUCGACGUCCAUUAUGAUAUUAAUCUUCAAAACCUUUUAAAUUCAUCUCUUUAGUUCCAGUUAUUUGGUCCGAAUCAGAGUGAGAAUAUCUCGGAUUUCAGUGAAACGGCCGUAAGGUGUGUCAGACGUCUGUUCUUCUUCAGGUCCUCUCAGACAAAUAAAGACCGAGAGCAGGAGCAGGAUGAGGAGGAGGAGGAGGAGGAGGAAGAUGCUCUAAUGACAUGAACAGACACAAUCUGCAGGAUUCCUCAAAUGUUUGGAAUUGUUUUCUUCCUUUGUCCAAUUUCUGAAUCCUUUCUCCUGAUGGAAAACGCUGAGGUCGUCCAGACUGAAACACAGUCUGUCUCUGUGACCACUUUCAUUCUGUUGAAACUUGAAUCUUCUCUGUAUGUGUGUGUGUGUGUUUGUGUGUCUGUGUGUGUCUUUUAGUAACUGGCCCUCUCCUCUAUGUGACCGCAGGUUCCUGAGGGCUGCAGGGUGGCCGGGCGAUUUGAUUGGCUGGUGGAGGGCUCACGGUGAUUGCUGAUUAUUGGUGGUGCGGGUACACAAGGAAGAGAGAGAAAUAGGAGAGGGAAAAAAGAGACAGGGGGAGGAAGAGAGGGAGGUUUGCAUGUCUGCAUGAUCGGCAUUCGGGGGGGUUACGAGAGGAGGAAGGGAGGGUUGUACCGAAUGUAGAAGAUCCCGGAACCAUAAGCUGGAAAUGAUUUACAGUAUUUAUGAUCUUACAGUUGGAUCCUAACAGGAGAAGAGCUGUCAGACCAGGAAGUGAUCACAAGCUCCAUGUAUUUGGUGACGAGGCUAAUGACGCAAUAUCCCAUAUAGGGGAAAGUCAUUCAUGUAGUUAUUAAGUAGAUUGACCUUGUGAUGACCUCUGUCAAGCUUGUGAGGAUUUCUCACUUCUCAUAAAUCGUUUGGAUAAUUUCUGACCCCUUUUUAGAUUUUCCAUAUUUUCUCAAAUCCGACUCCCGACACGUAUAUCAGGGUGUUAUUAACUCUCAGGCUCAGGUUCGCUCACAGCAUCAAACUAACAGAAUCCGAUCUGCUCUGCUCCGACUCACUCCCGUCAUCAUCGUUUUGUCUCUAUCUGUGCUCUGUUGGUGAUGUCUGCCUGAGCCACUCUGCUCCUCAUGCCUGUCCUCACUCAUCCAGUCGCAUGUUGUUAACGUGUCAUUAUCAAACGUGAGCAGGUGACCGUCACUGCACCUUCCUGUGUGUGUGUCUGUGUGUGUGUAACGUUGUUGAAUGUCGAAUGCCUUAUCUUCAUGACGUGUUCAUGCACCUGCAGCAUGAGUUUGAUUCCUUUGUGUUUGUUGAAUGUUUCCCAAACAGCAGCUGGGUAAUAUCAGAUCCUCAUUAGACAGAUAGCAGGACUAUCAGGUGCAAACAGGACCUCCCUCCUCCUGCUCCUCCUCUUUCUCCUCCUUUUCCCACCUUUCCUCCUCUCUCCUGUGGCUGUAAUUCCACCAGCUGACCAGCAGGCGGCAGUCUCUCAUCACCAAAACCAGACUGGGCCCCCCCUUCUUUUUUUUUUUUUAACCAUCACCGAACAAACCAGUGGAAGCCCCGGGACGUUGCAGGUCAGAUUCUGCCUUAAAACAUCUUCUUCUUGUUUUUGUUUUUUCCGUGGAGGGAUUUUUCCAAACACACAAACAUCUGGAUGUGUCUGCCGCUGGACUACAUCUCCCAUCAGGCACCUGGGCUCGCCCCUGUAUCAGUGAAGGGGCCUCAGCUUCAUCUACACGAAAAGUUUUUUCUCAUUUCAUCGGUUGUAUUUGUGAAUGUGACGACACGCACACAUAGGGAACACCAAUCACACCAGAAACACAAUUUGUAUUCCCGUACACUUUAAAGCUGUGUGAUCACGUGUGUGUUACAUGUGUGACGUUAGUUUUUACCAUUGAAUGAUUUGUACAUAUUAACAUCUCUUACGUCAUGUUGAAUGUGUUUCCAUGGUGACUGUUUUUAGGUUGAUUGACACUCUUCAUGAGACGAAAAGGUUUGAAAGGACCCGAUGCACUUUGCCCUUAAGUACUACAGCAAAUGAAUCUGAUUAGAAAUGAGCGAGUGAAUAAAUGAAUGUGCGAUAAAGUGUGAUCUUUAUGAAUGAAGCUUAGAGUAAUUCUCUCUUUUUAAAUGGUUUUAUACUCGUUUUCUAACUUGUCAGAAAACUUCCUUUUGCAUGAUUUUUCUAUAGAUUCUCAUUCUGGUGAUUUAUUUUGUAACCACUCAGCUUAUCUGUUCAAUCAAAAUGAUAUUUAAGACAAUAAGCCACUAGCCUGUGUUUCUUGGAUGAAGCUGUGAAAUGUACAGAGCGAUGCUGUAGAUGUUGUUACUUGAACUUUCCCCCCCGGUGUCACGACUCCACAUUUCCUCCACUGUCCGUGACUUUUCCUCUAUUGGACAUUAAAGGGGUAUUUCAGAGAUUUUAGUAUUUCACCAGUGAGAGAACAAGAAGUUAUGUCUUCACUUUUUAGAUUCUGAUGUGGCUCAAACUACAAAUUUGAAGGACUUAAUGUAUGUCAAGUACAUUUUGAUGUUUAGAAUCUCAUGUCAUCAGCAGGGGAUUCAGUACAAAGAUCCAACAAUGCUUUUUGUUUCAUGUACAAAAAUCUGAUUUCAUGAAUGGCUCCAGCUAACUAUUUACAUCAUUGAUUAAUCCAUUAGAAAAUUGUUCUCAUCUAUAAAACUUCACAUGUCUUGUCCUGCCAUCACUAAAGCAAUUACCAUUUUUACAAUUACUAUUGAUUUAUUACUUUCUAAUUGUUUGGUCAACAGAAUAAUGAUUAAUAUCAGAAUCAUAACGAGCUCAAGGCGACGUCUUCCAGUUUCUAGUUUUGUCGAAUAAACAAAAAAAUACAAGACCCAAAGAUUUUUCACUUAACUCCGAGAGAAACGAUGAAUCUUUGCAUUUUAAGAAGCUGGAGCAAGUGAAGGUUUUUAAUUUACGCUCAACUUUAUCAAUAAAUUAUUUCAGUACUAAAACCAAUACUCUGCUUGUUAACGUAAUUGUAAAUGUGCACCAAGGCAAAGAGGAGCGUCCUGUAACGGUGACACAAGAAUAAAAACAUCUUCUUCACGUCAGAUGAGUGUUUGUGUUGCCGUCUGUUAAACUCAGUAAAUGAUACAAACUGUUAAAGAGACAUUUCACUCCAAAGACGUCUUGAGGUGAACUGUCCCUUUAAAUCGAAGCUGUCGCUGACACGGCAGCUUUGAAAAUGACCAAAAAAAUCUCAUCCACAGGUAAUUUUCUUAACCGUUAUUAAGCCUAUAAACACUGAGCUGCAUAUUAUAAUAGCCGCUGUUCUUUAAUCCUGAAUAUUAUGCAGAAAUAAGUAAUAACAAAUCAGCUUUGACAUGUUAAAUAUGAUAAAAGUUCCUUCUUGUACAAACAGUUCUCUACUGAAACUUCUGCCAAGCUACUGUGAGCGUGCUGCUGUUUCUCGUCCAGCAAAAUAAAAGCCCACGUGUUGUUCUUCACAUUCCACAUUCGUUUCAAAAUCGUUUUUAUCGUCGAGCAUGAAAAUAAACUUCAACUUCUUUCCUAUCAUCAACUCAAACAGUCACAGUGAAUGAAAAGCAGCAGGUACUGGGUGUUUCAGCCGGAUAUCAACACGUCUAAUCCAUGUAAAUCUGUGUGUUCUUACCAUGUUGUAUAUGUUUUAAUAACCAAUGGCAGUACUUCUCUCCAUAUUGUUGUGCACAUGUUUUUACUUUGAAUGUUGUCGGACACUUUGUGAACAAAAUGCUUUUUUGUUUCUUCUUCUUCUUCUUCCAAGAUAUUGUUCUAAUAAAAUAAGCAGCAAUGAAAAGUC
This is a messenger RNA of Limanda limanda (common dab), 6982 nucleotides long. It is a transcript of the gene fnbp1l, whose product is annotated as formin binding protein 1-like. The record is from RefSeq and is a predicted model, not a curated record. Gene Ontology annotation, biological process: signal transduction. Gene Ontology annotation, molecular function: protein binding. The transcript is spliced from 15 exons. NCBI's taxonomy places the organism in Eukaryota, Metazoa, Chordata, Actinopteri, Pleuronectiformes, Pleuronectidae. Bases 100 to 1812 code for a protein of 570 amino acids.